Vitis vinifera (wine grape) is the source of this 1899-nucleotide messenger RNA. RefSeq names its product GDSL esterase/lipase At1g54790. The coding region runs from base 380 to 1588 and encodes 402 amino acids. Gene Ontology annotation, molecular function: hydrolase activity, acting on ester bonds. The record is from RefSeq and is a predicted model, not a curated record. Lineage: Eukaryota; Viridiplantae; Streptophyta; Magnoliopsida; Vitales; Vitaceae. The transcript has 5 exons.
UUGGUUUUUCUAUAUUUUUUAAUAUUUAAUAAAAAUAAAAUACUACAAAAAUAAACAACCUAAUAUUUAACACUAUUAAGCAUUAAAGUUCUAUUUAGAAUUAAGUAAAAAAACCAAACACCACCCCCAAAAGCAACCUGAGCAAUGCCUUAUGAACCAUUUUCCAGUUUCCAUGCAUUUUUUACAGUGAAAAUUGUCGGUUUUUUCGGGUUUCUAAGUGGAUAGAUUAAGCACAAACUAUGAUAACAAGCUACUAAUAAUCUAAUAUGUCCCCUUCAUUUUUCUCUGUUUCUUUCAACUUGCAAGGCACCCAUCUCCCACCAACUCCUGGUUUGCGUUCCCACCACUUCAAGAAACUGGAUUAUAUCUUCUUUGAUCCAUGGUUUCAGGCUCCAAAAAUCAGACAAAUUCCCCUGCCAUGGCUCUCAAAAUCUUAAUUCCGUGGAUUCCAACCUUAAUUCUACUACAUUUGCCUGUUAUUAGCCCCUCCAACUUCACCUACCCGGCCGUUUUCAACUUUGGGGACUCGAAUUCCGACACCGGCGGCCUGGCAGCCGGAGUUGCUUUUCCAGUAGGCGCCCCGAACGGAGAAACCUACUUCAACAAGCCGUCCGGCCGGUUCUGUGAUGGCCGCUUGAUCAUUGAUUUUCUCAUGGAUUCAAUGGACUUACCAUACCUAAACGCAUAUCUGGAUUCCAUCGGCGCCCCAAGUUUCCGAACGGGCUGCAACUUCGCCACUGGAGGGGCGACCAUUCUUCCGGCCAAUGCCGCUUCUCUUAGUCCCUUCUCGUUCGGGUUUCAGGUGGCGCAGUUCAUUCGAUUCAAGGCCCGGGUUCUUGAACUACUGGGAAAAGACAAAAAGUUACAGAAGAUCCUCCCCUUAGAAGACUAUUUCAGGGAUGGACUAUACGGUUUCGAUGUGGGACAGAAUGAUCUUGACGGUGCUUUCUACUCGAAAUCAGAAGACCAAGUGGCUGCAUUCAUCCCAACCAUACUCUCUGAAUUCGAAGCUGGAGUUGAGAGACUGUACAACGAAGGGGCGAGGAACUUGUGGAUUCAUGGCAUGGGUCCUCUAGGUUGUUUGGCUAGAAUCAUCGCGACGUUCGGAAAAGAUGCAUCGAAAUUGGAUCAAUUUGGAUGCGUUAAUUCUCAUAAUCGCGCGGCUAAGCUUUUCAAUUCGCAGCUGCAUAGUCUCUGCGCCAAGCUUGGCAGCCAACUCCCGCAAGUUAAUGUCACUUACGUUGAUAUUUUUGCUAUUAAGCUCAACCUCAUUGCAAAUUUUUCUCAAUUAGGCUUCAAGGAAUCCAUAGCUGCAUGCUGCGGCUACGGCGGGCCGCCCUUAAAUUUUGACAAUCGGAUAGCCUGCGGGCAGACGAAGAGCCUGAAUGGAAGCUUGGUGACUGCAAAGCCCUGUGAUAACACAACUGAAUAUGUGAAUUGGGAUGGAAACCAUUACACAGAAGCUGCAAACUUAUAUGUUUCUUCACAAAUACUAACGGGCAAAUUCUCCGACCCACCCCUCACUGAAUUCACCAUUUCUCCGAGUGUGUUCCACACUGGUUUUAGAAAACGUUUUCGAUUUUUUUAACAUUUGAAUAAUAAAUUUUUUUAAAUGUUAAAAAUAUUAAAAACGCUUCUUAAAAUCACUGUCAAACAAACUCUUUUUAAUAUUCAAGUUAUAUUAUUAUCCAAAAAACUUGAAAUAUUGUAAUGAUUUGAUAGUAUUACAAUAAUGUAUGUGAAAAUGUAGAUUGAUGUGGAUGUAUUUUUAUUUUAGUGAGUUGGGUUUUGGCUACAUAUUAAUGCUAAAUUUGAGAAAGGGUUCUUGGGGUGAAUGGGUGAAAUGAUCUCAAACUAUGUAUUGCUAAGAAGUGUAAUAUUCAUAGGGUUAAAGUUGGA